AUUGGCCCGUUCCCAGGCAGCGCCACACCUCCCGUCAGCCCCGCGCUACGGUGGCCGGACAGGCUCAGGAGGCGGGAAAGACGCGGCGAGGCGAUGGCUGCGGAGCGGGAGAUGCGGGACUUCACUCGCGGGCUCUUCCAGGGCAGCCCGGACCUCAGCGUGCUGACGCUGGCCAUGGUGCGGAGGAAGUACCUGGCGCACGUGGGCCGCGGGAGCCUGGUGCGGGAGGAGAAGGAGCUGCUGAAGCAGCUGGUGGAGAAGGAGCUGCUGAGAAUGCAGCUGGAUGAUUCCAGCUCCGACGCGGGGUCCCCGCACCCCGAGAACGCCCGGGACGUCCCUGAAGCCGGGGCUGAGAAGCGACCCCGCAGCGGCUCCAACUCGUCGGGGGGAGGCCCCAAGGACACGGCAAGAAAGAAACAGCGACUGGAUCAGGGUUCUGAGGCCAGUUCUGAUGGGGAGGAUUCUGGGAUUGAUUCGAGGAAGCCAAAACUGGCUGCUGCCCAGGGGGAUGCUGGGAAAUCCGGGCACACAGGAUCAUGGGAGGACAAGGGGGACUCUGGAGCAGAGGAGACACCCGAGCGGGGUGGCACUGGCAGAGAGAGCGACUCCGAGUGGGCAGCCGGGAGCGAGGGAAUGAAGCAGCCCCCGAGGAGAACAGAGGGCGCCAAGGCGCAGGACCGGCCGGGGAAGAAGCGAGCGAGAGAGGCAGAGCGGAGGGGUGACUGUGGGGAGCAGGAGGGGAAAGCGAACGGGGGGAUCACAGCUCAGAGGGAGGAGGAAUCGGGGAGCGAAUCAGCAGUGGAGGAGGAGGAGUGUAAGCGGCAGAAGCAGACAGGGAAGACGGGAACGAGGAAGGCCAAGCGGAGGAGUGAUAGCGAGGAGGAGGGGGACAGCAAGAAGAAGGGGCGGAUGAAGGCUUGGGGGAAGGAAGUGGGGAGCGACUCCGAGGUGGAAGAGAAGGAGUGUCAGAGUAGAAAAGGGGCAGGGAAGAAGGGAACAAGGAAGGCAGGGAGAUGGAGUGAUAGUGAGGAGGAAGAGAAAAAGGAGAAGAUAACAAAGUCUCAGAGAGAGGAGGAGUCAGGGAGUGAGGAGGAGAGUAGGGGCCGGAAGCCGGCAGGGAAGAGGGGAGCAAAGAAGGCCGAGCGGAGGAGCGAUAGCGAGGCUGAGGAAGUGGGGAGCAGGAAGAGGGGCAGGGUGAAGGCUCAGAAGGGGGAGGAAUCGGGGAGUGAGGAAGAGGAGGGUAGGAGCCAGAAGUCAUCAGGGAAGAAGAGAACGAAGAAGGCCGAGUGGAGGAGCAAUAGCGAGGCUGAGGAAGUGGGGAGCAGGAAGAGGGGCAGGGUGAAGGCUCAGAAGGGGGAGGAAUCGGGGAGCGAGGAAGAGGAGGGAGGGAAGGGAAGGGGGAAGGCCGAGCGGGGCAGCGAGAGCGAGGAAGAGGAGCGUAAGCCGAGGCUGAAGGCUGAGGAGGAGGGGAAGGCGAGGCAGAGGGGCAGCUCCGAGACAGACGAAGACUCUUCCUCCUCCUCCUCCUCCGCGCAGGAUGAGAACAACAGCCCCAACCCAGGCUCCCGGCGCAAGAAGGGAAAGGCGCCGGGCCCGGCGGAGGAGCACCCGGCGGUACGGCGGCUGAAGCGCUGCAUCCUGGCCUGUGGCGUGCGGCGGAACUACGGGAAGCUGCUGGCCGGGUGUCGCUCCGUCAAGCAGCGGGUCGGGGUCCUGCGCCGGGAGCUGGAGGCCAUUGGGCUGCAGGGGAACCCCUCUCUGGAGCGGUGCCGGGCGCUGCGGCUGCACCGGGAGGAGGCAGCCGAGUUGGCAGCACUGGACGUGGGGAACAUCAUCGUCUCUGACGGCCGCCCCCGGCGCCGCAACAUCUGGAGUCUGUACAGCACCCCCCCCGGCCGUCCCCCCAGCUGCCCCCCCAGACGCCGACGGGGGCCCCCCAUCCCGGUGCCCACUGACUGGUCCAGCCUCCGCGGCGUGAUCAGCAGUGACGGGGAGAGCGACUGA
Caretta caretta (loggerhead turtle) is the source of this 2004-nucleotide messenger RNA. The record is from RefSeq and is a predicted model, not a curated record. NCBI's taxonomy places the organism in Eukaryota, Metazoa, Chordata, Testudines, Cheloniidae.